GCCAGUUCAGCAUGACCAGCGCACUCGGUGUGAGUCCGCCGCCACAGGAGACCGAAGUGUCGAAGGAUGCGUCGCCGAAGCAGAUGCUGGACGCUCCCCCGUCGCCGUCUGUCGACGAUUUUCACAUGCUGGACAAGUCGCUGGUCGAAGUCACAGACCUCCUCCUCAGCGAAGAUCGCCAAUCCAACAGCUCGACCCUGCGCGACUCGAUCUUCCUCGACGACGAGCUUGUCCACACCAAGGCCAAGCUCGCCGACAUGCAACGCGUUUGCAUGGACUUGGAGUUCCAAGUCAAGCAGCUCGAGGCCGCCAAGCUCUUGUGGGACGUGACCCGACUCGCCAUGGAGUUUCAGGUGAUCAAGGACAAAGACGCGCACGCGCGCAUUCGCAACCGGAUCGAGGAUGAGCUGAUCCGCGCGUCCCAUGCCGCCAAAUUCUUCCGUGCGGAAGCGGACAAGCUGCAGGACGAAGUUGUCGUCAAGGACACGCGCAUCCAGGAACUCGAAGCAGAGGUUCAGCUCCUCCGCAACAAGAACGACAUGCACCUCCGACUGCGCCAACUCGAUGCCCAGGUGCACCAACUCACCGCGACGAACCGCGCCCUCAUCACCGAGAACCACGAGCUAAAAAUGCGCCAGUAUGGCCUUCAGCAAGACCUCCAGCACGACCUCCAGCCCGUCCAGCGGUCGUCUUCGUGGAACCUCUUCAACCAAAACAAGUCGUCCAAGUCGCGAGACAACGUUGUGGACUUGCCGAGGAAGACGUCAGCGGCCACGUCGCAGUCCAACGAAAGCCUGCCGGGUGCCGAACUCGCCAAGUCCACCGCCAACCUCGAACUCAUCAAAAUGCUCCAGCGCGAGCUCGAAGACGCCGACUUCAACCGCGACUCGUUCGACGCGUGGUACUGAGUCGCAACCACCCAGGCAGUAGAGAAUAAGUUAUAGUUAUUUAGCCCAUCAAGUGAAGCACCUAGUUAAGUUAUAAGAGUGAUCUGCCCGAUCCUGGUUCUUGCA
This is a messenger RNA of Aphanomyces invadans, 1013 nucleotides long. RefSeq lists its product as hypothetical. The record is from RefSeq and is a predicted model, not a curated record. The transcript has a single exon. Lineage: Eukaryota; Oomycota; Saprolegniomycetes; Saprolegniales; Verrucalvaceae. Bases 12 to 908 code for a protein of 298 amino acids.